AAUAAUUUAAGUUACGUACGUUCAACUUUUUGUUUCUUUUUAAAUUCUAUAACAACAGAUCCAGUUACGAUGUCACCACAAUAAAAGCUUCCUGUAGAGUCACUGUUUAACAAUAUAAUACAACUCUCCCAAGACAUUUUAUAUUAUUUACAAAUGUGUUAUUUAACCUACAUUGAAAAUAAUUUUAAGUACCACCAAAGUAUAUGGACUACCAAAAAUCUAAAAUUAUCAACUGUGAGUUAUUGAUUACAUACAAGAGAUAAUGACAAUACCCACGAUAAGUUUCAUGAUAAGGAAUUAUUUCACUGAUUACUUUUCGAAGUCUAAUAAUUGUACAUGAGAACUUCCAAAUAUCCAUAAAAUAAUUGGGAUUGUCUGUCUUUGAUCAUAGUUAAUCUGCAGAGAAAGUAGGUAUCUACUUCAUGUUAGGCACUUAUAAAUAAUUUCAUGACUUACCUAUUCAAUUCUUGUAAUAUUUUUUACAUGAAUUUUUAAUCAAUAUUAUAUUCUAAUGAAAGAAUCGGAUCUUUUACAUCCGAUUGCGAUCAUAGCAGAAUUUGUAUUGUUUUCUAUUUUCUUUAACAAGUAUGACAACCCAUGCAGACAAAGAUUACCUUAAUAUUUUAGUCGAAUUUGAAUUUCAGACUAACUUAACUCAUGGUAACGCAGUAGCUUUGCGAUUUAUAAACACAUGGUACCACAGUGAUUGACAUGCCAAGCAAUGUUUUUUUUUGUCUGUUUUAUACGUACAAUUCUAGCGCUCCUCUUAAAAAUUCAAUACCAUACCACCGUCAUCGUUAAUAUUUAAAUUUUCAAAAUGCUCUGACACAGCUGUUGUGUUAUAAGUCUGUGUUUAGCCGGUAUCCUAUGCAAACUCAACUUUGUCGUUCUCGUUCGAUUUUCGAUUUUGCAGUUAUCGCAAUUUUUGUGGUUGUUUCCAUCAAUAAUUUCGGAUUGUUUUUGUUUCAAGAUGAUUUGAGUUACAUUUCACAUACUUUAAUAAUUUUAAAGAUUCAGCCAGUAAUUUGUUUGGGACAAUAUUUGUUGUGUAAUUUCUGUAUGUCGAUGAUGAUCAUACGCAAAAAGUGCUAGGUUAUGUCUCCUGUCUUUUGGUGAAAAAUAAAAAAAAUGGAUCCCAAUAUUUAUGCCCUGGUUUUGGACACGUUAAACCGGGCUACCAGCCAGGACCCUGAGGUUCUGAAGCCAGCUGAAAAGAAGCUGCAGGAAUGGGAAAUAGAGCCAGGCUUCUACUCUGUUCUCUUGAAUGUUCUCUCCAAUCACCAAAUUGACAUCAAAGUGAGAUGGCUAGCAGUAAUGUGUUUCAAGAACGGUGUAGACCGUUACUGGAGGAAGAACGCACCAAAUGCCAUCACUGACGAUGAGAAACAGAAGCUGAGACAGGGCUUGCUCACAUCCAACAUACUCAGUGAGCCAGUCGCUCAAAUUGCUACACAGCAAGCGGUGCUUAUUUCCAAAAUUGCAAGGUUUGACUGUCCGGCCAGUUGGUCCAACUUGGUCCCGGAACUAGUUGGAGCACUGAAGGCGCCGCAGCCGCUCGUGCAACACCGAUCACUGCUGAUCUUCCACCAUGUUGUCAAGGCUCUUGCUUCCAAACGGCUCACAGGUGACAGGAGGACUUUCCAGGAAUUAACAAACACAGUAUACGGUUUCGUCCUAAAUCUCUGGCACGAGAACACGGAGAUAUUUCUCAGACACAUACAGGAAGGUGCUGCCACUGAGCUGAUCACUGAACAUCUGGAGAAGGCCCUGCUAUGCCUGAGGAUACUCAGGAAACUCACCGUAUUUGGUUUCAAGAAAGCACAUGAGAGUCAGGACGCCAUUGCCUUUCUCAAUGUAGUGUUUGACAGAGCUAAGACUAGUUUGGAAUGUAGAAAACUCCUCAAAGGCCGGGGCAUCUAUCCUCUAGAACUUUGCGAGAAGUUCAUAAUCCACCUAACCAAAGUAGCCCUGGGCGUCCUAUGCUUCCAUCCGUUCUCCUACGUGCCUCUUAUUCGACCGUCUUUAGAAUUCGCCCUCUACUACUGUUUCACUGAACAGGGCAUGCAGCUAAUAUAUGAAAGGUUCACCAUACAAUGCUUGAAUAUUGUCAAAGGCAUACUGCAAUGUAUGGAGUAUAAAUUGCCGAAAGGACCUGAUCAAGUUAAGGAGCCAUUAACGAUCCAAGCCCACCAGGUGAAGAUGGACGUCCUAGAUCAGAACACAGUGUGCCACAUGUGCAGACACCUGGUGACGCACUACUUCCUGCUGUCUUCUGACGACCUGGCGCUCUGGGACGCGGAACCCGAGAGCUUCGCCACCGACGAGGCCGGAGAGUCUUGGAAGUAUAGCUUGAGGCCGUGCACGGAGGCGGUAUUCAUGGAACUCUUCCAAUUCCGCAACAUCCUCGCACCGGAGCUGGUGAGGUUAUUGGCUUCGGUGCAGCAACAGAAGAUAGACCCGGAGGAUCUACCAGCUAUACUGCGGAAGGACGCCAUCUACAACGCUGUUGGACUCGCCGCUUUUGACCUUUAUGAUGACGUGGAUUUCGACGAAUGGUUUACAAAUGUGUUAAGCCAGGAGCUAAAAAUCAAAGAUAACAAUUACAGAAUUAUAAGGAGGCGAGUUUGCCAAUUGGUUGGCCAAUGGUGCGGCGUCCGCGCAUCGCAGUCCCUCCGGCCGGCGAUGUAUGAGGCUCUGCUCGAGCCGCUGGCGUGCGCGAGCGAGGACGCGGCCGUGAAGCUAGCGGCUGCAGAGGCGCUGCGCAGUACCAUAGACGACUUCAACUUCGAUGUCGAGCAGUUCGCGCCGUACGCGCCGCAUGCGCUCGCCGCUCUUUAUGAUCUCCUGGUGGAAUCAGAAGAGUGUGACACGAAGAUGCACGUGCUCCACGUGAUCUCGUACGUCAUGGAGCGCUGCGGAGGCAGCGUGGCUCGCUCGGGCGGGCCGGGCGCGCUGUUCGCCUACCUACCCCAGUUGUGGCAUCACGCCGCGACACACAACAUGCUGCGAGCGGCCGUUCUUUCCGCUGUUGUGCAUCUUGUCAAGGCCUUAGGCGAAUGCGCGCCGAACGUCCGCCCCUGGAUUCUGGGCGUGGUCAACGAAGCCACCAAGCUAUCAGAACCUGCCCACGUGUACCUUCUAGAAGACGCGCUGGAACUCUGGCUGGCCAUUCUAGAAACUUCUCACACCUGUGAUCCCGCCAUGCUGCAGUUGGCUGAUAAUUUGUAUCCUAUUUUAGAACAAUCAUCCGAGCACCUCCGAAUAGUAGUGUACAUAAUGCAAGCAUACACCUUACUAUGCCCAGAAGAGUUCCUAUCAGGUCCUGGGGGUAAAUGCAUGACCUUGUUAGAGGACAUGUUGAGUGACAUGAGGACUGAAGGCAUCAUCACAGUGCUGAAGAUGGCGGAGAUCUGCGUCAGCGUCAGUUUCCCCGAGAGGAACGCUUUUCUGGGAGUGAAGGUCAUCUGGCCGAUAUUGAUCAGGGUUAUACACUGCCUACUGGACGGUGAUGACCUCCCAAUGGUCUUGUCUGUACAACUCUGCCUACUCUCUCGCGUGAUCUUGCUAUCAUCGGACCUGUUCUACAAAGCCGUACAAGAGGCGGCCAAUGGCAUUGCGGAGUAUGACUCGGACCCGGCGAAGGUUUUAAAUAGGGUGCUCCACGUGUGGACUGAAAAGAUGAAUCUGGUUACCCAGGUUGAGAGGUGGAAGGUUGUUGGGCUAGGUCUAGCUGGGCUACUAACGACUCAGAACCCGGUAGUGUUGCAGCGUUUCGCCGCCAUACUGCUCAAUUUGACAGAAGUACUCAAUGACGUCAUGAAGACGGAGGAAAACGGCACAUUCAUCGACGGGCUGGUGGCGGGCCCGGGCUCGCGGCCCGCGUCCCCGCUGGAGGGCCGCGGCGGCGCCGCGCGCUGGGAGGAGGCGGGCGCAAGGGACUCGCCGCACGACGCGCGCCGCAAGCGCCUGGCCGCCGCGCACCCCGCGCACGCGCUCGACCUCAGGCUCGUCACGCACCACCAGCUGGAAACCUUGAAGAGCCAAGUGGGCGCGGAGACGUUCCAGCGGCUGGUGCAGACCACGGAUCCGGAGACGUUGCAGCAAAUAAGGGAGUACAUGCCUAUCUAAAUUGCUGGUUGAAACAUAAUGUUAUUAGGUUGAUAUUUUAGGAAGACAUUUGUGUAUUCAAAGUUUUAACGCCCAAAGGUUUUUUGAAAUACAAUUUAUCUAAAAAAAGCAAUAUUGUAAUUUUAAAUGUGCGCAUAUAAAAGAGCGCAGUGUCAAAAAUGACAAACUGCAAUAUUGUUUUAAAGAAUUGCUCCAAACCCCCAGACUGGUUGCGAGUUGGUCAUCAUAUGACAACCAGGAGGAUUAAAAGUAAGUGCGCAAUGCAAACAAAUGUCAAAUAGCAAUAUUGCUUCUUUUAGGUGAAUUGCUUCGAUGAGGCCUUUUUAACCCUCCUGGUAUAUAUGGGUAUAUGUACGGUCACAAGCACUAAUAUGUAUACAUUUUAAAACCAUGUCAUAUUAACUUGUUUGACAAAUGAAACCGUGAGUCUCAUUAAAUGUCAAAUAUGAUAGUGCGACAGGGUUCUAAAGUGGGUACAUAUGAUAUUGCUCAUGACUGUACCUUUACGUGCGAUGCAAAUUCAUUCAAAGUAGUGUUAGGCGUCUGGCGGCUCAAGAAUAACCCUGAUAGCGUGGCUGGUGAAGUCGGCCAUCGACCCCACAUGGAUACAGCCAUGUACCCCGAAGGGGUAGGCGUAUGUGUAUAGUACACUCACUCCUCGCGAGCUAUGUUUAAGUCUUAUGUAAUAGGGGGCAACGUCUACGGACGUUCCGAUUCCAAAUUGUCGUACUACUUUUUAUGAACCAUCACUGAACCAUGGUAUCUGCCCGUGAAAGCGUUAACCUGGCACAAAUCUUGGAAACCACAUGAUACGAAGUAUUUAUCACAUUAGCACAUGAUAGUAGAAGUUAAAGAUAAAGCUUAUAAGUGAACAGUCUUCCUAAAAUUGACAACUAGUAACCAAUAAAAAUUGACAUGAAGUUAACAUUGUUUUCGCAAAGUUUCUUUACAAAAAUGUUGCGUGUAUAAUAUUAAGACGCUAACUGUAUUUUAUUCCCAAUGGAAAUGAAUUUUCCAAAUAUCGUGUAUUUUUUUGUUCUUUUAAUAAGUUGAUAUAGGUUUGCCGUUAAAAGAAAACUUGUUGUCUGUACAUUUUGUAUUUUGAGGUAUUUUUUUGCUGUUAAUUUAUAAAAUUGUGUGUCACGAAAUUAUAAAAAAAAAACGAAAAAGUUUCAAUGUAAUGCACUUAUGCAACUACGAUAAAAAUACUUUGCUAAAAAUAAAUUAAAAAAUGUGUAUAAAAAAGUAAAAUAAUUUUUAAAAUCGAUAAUAUUCUACGUCAGUAACAUAAAAUAAAUUGAAAUUUAAAACAUUUUACUUAUUGUUUGAUAUUUUAUUUCCUAUGGUUUUUAAGAAAAUCUACUCAUUUAAGAAAAUCAUAUAAAAUAUGUGUAUAUGUGAUAUAUUGGUGUCGAUUCCAGUACACAACCGUCUAAUUUUAUUUCAAGGUAUACCUGUCAUUUUCUUCAUCAUCAUCAAUUUAAGAGCCACGCUCUUGUCGGUGUAGCAUUUUCCAAAUACUCUCCAUGCUACUUUGCGGGUUGCAUUUUCUUAUCGGCCGAAAAGGACAAGGACGGGUAAUCGAUACGCAUAAAAUUUAUAGAUUAGAACACGCGGCAAUUACAUUUUUAUCGCAAAAUUUAUUUACAAAAAUUUUGCAUGUAUAAUAAUAUUAAGAUGCUAAAUGUAUUUUAUUCGCCAUGGAAAUUAAUUUAAUUUUAGGCAGAAAUUUAAGCAACCUUUUCCUAAUUUUACAUUGGCUAAUAACCCGACAGAAUUAAAAAAAUAAUCUUUAUUUCAGACCCUAAGGCCCAUAUAGAGUUAGUACAAAAGACUUAGAAAAACUAUGUUAGUAACACACAAUUUAAAAAGUAAAGAAAUUUUACUUUAAUUCAUAUUGACUCCAUCACAGUACAAGCUGAGCCAUUUCCUUUUGCCCGUAUUCGUAGUAUUCAUAAUUACCUAGUUCUUAUAGCAAAUGUAAAUUGUUACUGGCAAUAAAUUUAUUUUAUUCUUAUUCUUUUAUACCGCUUGUUCCCUCCGGGGGCACCAGGCACCAGCACAUGCGCUUGUACCCAGUGCCUCAGGAUGGAGCAAUCGCCCACGUCAGAGCAUUAAUAUGUAUACACUUUGGUACCAUGUCACAUUAACUUUUUUGACAAAUUGAACUGUAAGUCUCACCGAAUGUCAAAUAUGUUAGCGCGACAGAGUCCUAAAGUGGGUACAUUAUAUUGCUCAUGACUGUACACAGUAGCAAGAACGGGCUUAAGGUGAUUCGUUUUCCAUACAAAAGUUGAUGCAGUGCUACAGGAAAACGGAUAGAGGAAUAUUGUUAUAAAACCGAUAAAUAGUAAUAUUUUGGUGUAUUAUUUUCGCAAACUAACAAAAAUUUAGGGUCCGAAUACGAGAAGUACCAUAUUUCAGACCCUCAAUUUUGAUCAAUUCUACAUUUGUAGUGGUGCAGAUUACAGUGUAUUUGCUGAGCGUGUAGUGGUGUCAAUGUUAGUUUGUGUGCGUGAUAGUUUUUUUUUUCUCUAAAGGCUUUGACUACUUGACAAGUGUAAUAGAAUGUCAGUGACAAUUUAUAAAGAGAUUUUGUAUGAAUAAAUAAAAAACUAAAAAUACUACAAUCUUAGAAAAGGAAUAUUGCAAAAAUAUUUUUGUUUUAACGCAUAUUAUUUAAACAUUUUUAAAUAAUGGGUAAGUACCGUGUUUUAAAAGAGGACAUAUAUUAUAAUAAAAAAACAAUACAUAAAAUGAAAUGGCUGUAUGGGCAUAGUUCCCUUUGCCUUACCCUUCGGGGAAAACCUUGGGGAAAACCAAAUCAAAAAAAAAGUUGUUGCAUUUGCCGGCCUAAAUAGUAGUCAUUUAUAAUUAAUUGUUUUUCCAUCCAACAUACAGAUUUAUUUAUAUUCUCUUUGCCGCGGACUUUUUGGUGGGACCGGGAACGGGAAGGUUGCUUUCUUCAUUGAAUAAUCUAAAUAAUCAAUACGAAGUGGUGUUUUGUGGUUAAUGAUCACAUUAAGUUAGUCGGAAAACAUUCCCGAUAGUAUUAUUAAAUCGGAAUAUUCAAUAAACAAAGUGUACCUAUCUAUUUUCGCUUUGCGCCAACAAGCCGCUUACUUCGUUUGGGGUUCGGAGUAGGAGUCUGCUCCGAGGGUGGGGGCUUAGGUUUCAUCAUUUCAUUAAUCAUCAUCAAGAAAAAAAAAACACAAGACAUGGCUGUAUGGGCAUAGUUCCCUUUGCCUUGCCCUUUGGGAAAAAAAAUAAGAUAAAUUUUGAAAUUCUUAUGUAUAAUAAACAAACAUCACAGACAUCAUGACAGAUCUAAAACUAACGAAAAUCUUUUUUCUAUUUGACUUAUUUAUGAAUUUUAAUCAAGAAAACGUGAUAAUAAGUUCGACAGCAACCAGUUUAGGUCUGCGAAACAACCCAUUUCAGGCCGCGUAUAUAUGGAAAUAAUUUCAAUACGUCCCAGCCUCGUCUUUUUUAACGUCCUCGUUAAAAAAAGACGUCCUAACCUGAACUAACUAAUCUAACAAUAAACACCAAGCGUAAAUAUAAGUCCAGAAAUGCGCUGCAAGUCGUCUGGACUGGGCGCGAAAACAACAUAGAAUUCGAUUAGCUGCUAAGUGUCCCGCAUGCUAUCACCAGCUGUCACUGACAUACGUAUGAAGUCCCGCGGAUUUUAUUGGAACUAAAUGACAAGUCAUAAUAAUUAUAUGCGGAUACUGCGAUAUCAGCGCCGUGCUUGCGGGACGUCCUGAAGCGCUAUUACAUCUUUCAAACGCGAUGCGACAAAGUUUGAACCGACGCAAUUUAGGAAAAAUCUACCUUAUUAUUACUGUACUGUGAUCGUUAUUAAUUGUAAAAUCAUACAAUACAUAUACACAAUUCUUUAUACACAAUAUAAUUAUUAUGACAUAUUGUGGACUUUUCGGUAGACCUACAAAAAAGGAACAAUUCAACCAUACAUUGUUUUGUUAUAUCUCAAUGGGCUCAGGCAGCGUUUUCGCCGAAAGCUCCAAGUCGGCUAUAUUUGUAACGAUAAUUAUGUUUGACAUUCAUCAUCAUUUUUGAACCAUUUUAUACAAAAAAAAAAUACUUGUAUAAAUUACCUAUAUACCCUAAAGCACGCCCAUGAAUUACUCUACUCAUUGGUGAAAACCGUAUGAAAAUCCGUUCAGUAGGUAGUUUUUUAGUUAGCCGCGUGUUCACUGAUGCGAUUAAUGCCUGUUAGAAUUUUACAAAAUAAAAAAUACGGAAAUUACGGAAGGUACUUUAGUGCAAAGUACAUUAUUGUAUAAUUAUAAUAUUAUUGGUAAAAGUGAAACUUUUUGAAAAUUCCGUAACAAAUAGACGGGUUCGCCAAAUUCAAUUGCAAAAAAAAUACAAAAAGUAAAAACAAUUAAAAUAUGCACUUGGGUUUGAACCGUGAAACUUAAGAACGGCGGCGACUGCAUUACCAAAUGCGCCAUUUAGAAGUUAGAAGUAGACUUCAAAUUAUGCAUCUCUUUUAAUAGCUAACCUAGUUCGCAUGUGUGUGUGACAGCUUCGUGUUUGUACACAAAUUGAAAUGACACCAACUUUUGAUGCAAUGUUUUAAUAUGAUAUCUGCAGUAAAUACUUCAAAAUUGUAGCUUAACUUAAAGAUAAUGUAUGUAAGAUUUCGCCACCUAACAUUUUACUGGGUCAGAACUCAACACUAAACGAAUAAAUGGAAAAAAAUACGAAAACUGCAGAAGUAACGCCAUCUGCUGACGCAGCGUUACCUAGCUGACUGAAAUGCAUCACCUUAAAGGCCCACGGGUUGCAUAUUAGCGAGAUGCCUAUUUUAUUCGCACGGGUUGUUCAUUCAUUCAUUUUAAAUUUAACAGUUGUCAAUCAUCCGUCUCUUUUCCUUUCGGCGGAUAAGAAAAUGACGGGGAUAACUUGAAAUAAAAUUAGUAGGUGUCUGCAGGAAUUGGGGCAUUAUCUAAUAUUUCCUAUAAUGUAGCUUUAAAAUAAGAUACAAGGACGGUCACGAGCAUUAAUAUGUAUACACUUUGGUACCAUGUCACGUUAACUUUUUUGACAAAUUGAACUGUAAGUCUCACUAAAUGUCAUAUAUGAUAGUGCGACAGAGUCCUAAAGUGGGUACAUUAUAUUGCUCAUGACUGGACAUGGCAUGUGUUGGGUCGCUCUAAAUAAAUAUUCAACAUAAUCAAUAAAACAUCGCAGAAAGUCUAACAGAGCUCGGGUACUUAGUUCAUUACGAUGGAAGUACCUCUUGACUACCCCAAUUGGGAUAUAGUCGUGAGCUUAUGUUUUGUUUGUUCAAUUCAUUGCAUUAGUAUUUUAUUAAUUCAUUUUUUUUAUCAAAACAAUGAAUUUGUUUUCGAACUCAUUUGAAUCAUAAAUUAUAAACACGUGCUCAGCUAUGAAGGAAAACAUCGAAGUCCACAUACCCGAGAAAUGCGUUUCACAGGUAUGUGACCUAACCUUUGUUGGGCUGGUUUUCCUUUUGCGGGUUGGAAGGUCCGGUAGGAAGUCGCUUCUGUAAAAAAACCGGACCUGUCAAAUUUUCAAGUUAGGUAAGCGGACCCUGUGGAUACGGGAUAACGCUAGGGAGGUGAUGAGUUUUUGAAACAAAAUUGAGUUGAAAAAAAAAUCAUUUCUGAAUUUGUCGACUUUUAUAAAUAAUACACACCUAUUAAUACUAUAAUAUUAGAGAAUAGGCUGUACUGUACCACGAUUAAUAAGAAUAAGUUCCUUCUGUAAACGUAUUUUAAAUUUGUGUGCAAUAAAGUGUUUAAUUUUAUUAAUAAUAGAACAGAUUAAAAUUUAGAGCGAUACAGUGCGCCGCAUUGUCCAGUAAGUAUUCGAAUUCUGAAUAUAUUUUUUGCCAGUGAGUUUUACUCUCUCAACAGAUAAAUAAAGAUUUUCACCGUGUUAUUUAUUUAUUGUAAAAGGAUGUAUAACUUCGAAACUGAGGUUACAAAAAUAUACGGCUUCGUCAAAAAACGUUAGAGCGAAAUAAAAUUUAUUUCAAGGACAUUACAGUCCGUAUUCUUAAAAUAUGACAUACAUAAUAAAUAAUAAUUGUAUAUAAUAUAUUUACGAAAAUAAAAUAGUACCUAUAUUGUUAUUCACAAACUAAGCGUGCUUUACUAACAUAGAGAAAAUUUAAAUCGAAAAAUAAAAGAAGAGCUGCGGUUUCAAGUCAGAUUUUUUCGAUUUUAAUUUUCUCUUUGUGUGUUUCCCUAAGCACGGGUAGUGCUUUAAAAACAAAAAUCUUUACUAACAUUUCAACAAUAUGAUAGGAAAGAUAUUUGGAUUAAAAAACUACGAUUCUGAAUCUCUUAGUUAUAGGUACCACUCAAGUCUGAUAGAUGCGAAGCUUAUCUGCAUAGAUUUAUUAUGACUUGUCAUUUAGUUCCAUUAAAAUCCGCAGCACUUCAGUCGUGGCGAGUACUCUAGGCAGAAUUCGAAUACAAAAAGUCAAAACAAAACAUAGUCUUCUUCUGCUCUCGGGUUGAUGAGGUUGGUAAUUCACCUCACAACCCACACGAUAGAAGAAGAAGAACACAUACUGAACACUAGUGUUACUGAACUAUCGAUAGUUUUACAACCGAUAGUUUUUAUCUAAAAAGAGCAUCACAUCGAUACUAUCGACAGCUCGAACCCUGACGAUAGUGUCGACAUAGCGCAGUAUUGUCCAUGGUAUCGAUACUAUCGAAAUUACAGAAACAAAACUUAUAGAAUAGAAUAACUUUCUUCCCAGAACAUUGAAGGGUACAAAAGUACUAACACUGCCCGUGGAAAUGGGACUGAUUCAGCAUAUUGUUGCUAAGAGUAUAGUAUAAGUACGCACUCUCAGCAACACUAAUAUUCUGCCAGUACCCAACAUUAUAUAGCACAGAUUGUAACUAUUGUGAGUACCAGGAGUGCUUUAAAAUUGAUAUUUUUUCUGCUAUGAUCCAACUAUGCCAAUAGUUAAGGUGUUUGGACCAGUAAACAUUUUUUUGUUUUCAUUAGCAAAAAAAAAAACUAUCAAUAAUUUGCCCCCCAGCAUAUUGGAAAUUAUUUUUUUAUGUAUGGCAACUCGGGCGUCUCAUUUUUCCUUUUAUUUCCAGGCCAUAAACUUUAUAAAAAAAAUAUCCCUUCUCUCUGCGACACUGAUAUGUACGUGUGCUCUUUUGCAAAUAAAUUGAUUUGAAGUGGAUUCGCCGUAUUUUAUUGUAAAGAUUUAAUAUAAACCUUUUUGUAAGUUUUCUAUUGCAUCAACUACCAUGAUGACGUAAUCGAUAGAUUUGAUUCUUUGAGCUUCGAUAGUAUCUCUCUUCUGUAUCUUCGAUAGUAGCUAUCAAUACAAUCGACAUCUUUACUAUCGACUAUCGAUCGGCAACACUACUGCACACGAAUAUACUAGGUUUUAUGUAAAUCCUUCCUCAUGUGUUAAUAAAUAAUAAUUAUGGAUAAAAAUGUCUAGUUGCCAUUCUUGUACUAUUAAAGUCUAAAUUAAUAAUAUUACUGACUUUAUCUUAACUUUUAAAAUGGCCUUAGAAAUAUAUCAAUGGAAUGGAUUGGUAAGAAUACUGAUUUAGUGAUAUUAAAUUUUGGAUAUUAUUUCUAAAUUGUUUGUUUGUACCAAAAAUAUUGAAGCCACAUAAUAUGAUAAAUUACACUGCAUGAAUGAUUUCUUUAAGAAUAAAAUACAAGAAUAUGGAUGGAAUUAUGUUGUGUGAGAAAAAUACAAUAUAGUAACGAUGAAAUUUCCUUUAGAUAAGCACAUUUGUUGAUUGAUGAUUUUCGUUGUACAAUUCAAAUUACAUUCAACAUUUUGCAUAAGACUCGUUAAGAAACUAGAUUUUAUUUGAAAUAUUGUAAAUUACGGACUACAUAUAUGUAGUUGUGUAUGUAUUCGUAUAUAAAUAUAAAUUUUAUUUAUUUUUUUAACGCUCGAAUAUAUUAAGCUUUGAAAGGAUGUACAGUUAGCUAUUGUGUCGAUAUUGUAUAGCGAUUUCAUUGAUACAGAGCUAAAGUAACAAUUUGAUAAAUAAGUUAUGUUAUGUAAUUAAAUAUCAUGUAAUUUAUGGACGAUAGUAUCGUAUAUACUUAUUAUAUCAGUUUUAUAGGAUUCACAUGUAUACACGGACACAUAAAAAGGGUCACACCAUAGAGUGUUUCUUACAGAGACGCCGCGGGAGACGACGUAUGCACAAAACGAUCAUAUUAUAUCAUAUCAGGCAACGAACGUAUUAUAAAACUUUACACAUCAUUCGUUGCUUCUUUGCUAUCGCGGAACCAAAACUAGCGCUUGUGUUACUACGCAAUGAACGGCGGGUAAAUUUAUGUAGCGGUCCAGCCACAAAUGUUUCAGUGCGGCCGGUUCUCAUGCUAGACGUUAACAGGCGACAUGCGGUCUCGUGUAAUUUAUUACUGAUAUAUCUAUCUCCCUCGUUUCUAUGAUUUUCCCGACGACCCGAUUACUCUAGCUAUAGAGGAGGCCAAAUCAACUCGCGACAAUAAACACUUCAGGACCCCGAUAACGACCCCGCCACAGUUAAUUCUUUCAAAUAUGAUCUCCAAAGACGACGUCCAGACCCGAGGUGCAUGCCCAACUGGCCACCCUCAUGCCUGUUGUUUUAAAUUUUGUACCGGGUGAGAGCAUUCAGCGCUGCUCAUUAAUACGGCCAAGUAGUUAAUGCCAUCUGCGGCAAAUCUACAACAAUAAGUCACGUCAAAAAUGUCUCUAUGAUAUGUGUGUGGUGAUGUGUCUAUGGUUACUAUCACAUAUUUAAAAAAUCUGAUUGCUAUUUGUAUUUAAUGACCUUUUGCCAAAAUCUGAAUGUCCAUAGGGUGGCCUCCGUUGAUAAUCAAAAAAAUGUUAGCAAUAUAACAAAUGUGAUUGUAUACGAUAAAGCAAUAUUGUUACGGCAAUUUUAGCAUAAUGUAUAUGAAAAUGCAAUUUUGGAUAAAGAGGGACAUAUUUUGCAAUUUUUUUAUAUUUCUGUGGCAUUAUUUGUUGCAGUUUGUCAUUGGCUGUCCCAGACAUUCUUACUGCCGUGUGGCUAAAUAUUAUCAGUGUUGCCAAUUAAGGAAAACUUGCCUUAAAAAUACGAAAAUUUAUUUAGUAAGUAUUUUUUCUCAGUCCAUAUUUUACAUGAGAUCGACGUAUGGAUCUAUAAAAAUAUUCAGAAAAUGUUUCGAUCACUCUUAGGGAUAGUCCUCGAAAUCACAAUAGUGAUUUGCAAUUGAUGAAGCAAACAUAACUGUUAGAUCUUAUCGAAAAUUAUAGAGGAAAUAAAUAAAUUGUUUUACAAUUCGAAA
Molecule: messenger RNA, 13440 nt
Organism: Pectinophora gossypiella (pink bollworm)
Lineage: Eukaryota; Metazoa; Arthropoda; Insecta; Lepidoptera; Gelechiidae
Gene: Impbeta11
Product: importin-11
Exons: 17
Coding region: 1129-4128 (999 amino acids)
Biological process (GO): protein import into nucleus
Cellular component (GO): cytosol; nuclear envelope
Molecular function (GO): small GTPase binding
Source: RefSeq, a predicted model, not a curated record